ACAGCCGUUGUUUUUCAAUCACAGAAAUGAUGGCGAUUACCAUUUUAGAGGUGUAUGGUCGCAAGUGACACAAGGAUUACGCAGUAAUUUGAGCUGAAAUUCCUGAUUAGUGGUCGUCUUAGGGACAUUUUACAAUGUCCAAGCGACAUUCAAAUGAGAUCGUCCACGAGGGGUGGCUGACCAAGUCACCCCCGACCCAGAGAUUGUGGCGAGCCGUCAGCAGGUGGAGAAGACGAUGGUUUGUCCUUCGUCAGGGAGACCUACCGGGACAGUAUUUCCUUGAGUACUACACCGACAAAAAGUGUUUUAAGUUGAAAGGAAAAAUAGACUUGGACCAAUGCGAGCAGGUGGAUGCUGGCAUUGAGAGCCCGGAUCACUUGAGAGUGAAGUGCAGAGAGAAUCUGUUUGAUCUCAAAACACCACAUAGGACAUAUUACCUGGCUGCUGACUCGAAAGUUGAGAUGGACAAAUGGGUUGAGUGCAUUUGCAGAAUAUGUGGACUGAAAGCAGAAAUCGACGCUACAGAAACUAGUUAUGGAUCAGUGCAAGUUGAAGAGUUGAGUUUCUCUCCCAUGGAAAUGAGUUUCGAGAACCAAGACGUGACAACACCAACAAGUCCGAGCUCAGCAUCAACGCCGUACAUAUUCAUCAGCGAGUGCUACUCUGGCAAGCCACCACCCGGAGUGCUGACAAAAGAAAUGGAAGCUCAAAUCGACAAUCUGACUUCGGAUCGAAAAAUACGCACCCGUGCUGAACAAACACAGUUCAUUCGCUCGCAGAAACCGACAAAAUUUUCUCAGUCGGUGCCCAAAGUGUCUGAUAUACCGGCUGACGAUUUUUAUGACAUGCCGCGUAAAUUGACGGUCAACGAACAAGACAGCAUUUCGCUUGGACAGGGCAUGCAGGAUGACGUGUUUGCCGACGAAUGGACCCUGAGCCAAGCACCGUCUGUAAACUGGAACACCUUUCCACGGGACAGUAUGUCUGAAAUUAACAGCAAGAGGGCGUCCGAGAGCUCGGAAGCGUCAACCGAAGAAAAUCCUAAUUCAGCCGACUUAGCGUCGUUAAUUGUUGCUAAGCGAUUCAGCAGGGUCAUAACCGGACAAAUAGAUGAGGCGCCUCCUCGUCCGCCAAAGCCAGCGCAUUUUGUAGACAUUCCGUCUCACAGCUACUUGAACAUCGAAUCAGUUUUGGAGAACAAAAACUGCGCUCCUACCAAGCCGUCAAAGAGUUCUCCUCCCGAGCAGGUGGAAGUGAUCACUGAUGACAUGUACGACUUCCCUCGAUCUCACCAGGUGUUGUCCGAGUCUCGAGGCCCCAAGCACUGUUACUCCAAUGCGUCGGCUAAUCCAAACGGAAAUGUUUUCCAAUAUGACUUCAACUUGGAUGACCACAUACACACGUCGCAGAUUGCUGACUGCUUAAUUGAGCCAUCGACUCCCAAGUCUGACAACGGUUCCCAAUCUUCUUUUACUCUCUACUCAAACUUGCCAAGCCCUGCGCUGCUAAAAGCUGGAGACUCAACGGCAACGCAGCCACCGUCGGUACACAGGGACUUGAAACCAGGCAGGAAAGUUUCCGACUCAACUUCCUGUGAAACCUCUCCGAGUCCCUUUGUACCACCACCAAAUGUGAAUCGAGGUCUAAAACCCAUAAGGAGAGUCCCAGACAGUCCAAAUUCAGAGCUAAAUGGAUUUAAGUUAUCUGCUCCUCCAAUGCAUCGGGCACAGUCGGACAGCAGAUCAGUUAGGAAGCAGCGUGCUGCUCCUAGCCCUACGCCCCCUGGGACAAUGCCAAAGAGUCCUGUUGGCACUUUUUGCCCUGCUUAUUCCUACUCGGACGAUUCCGACGAGGAACAAAACUUUUUCCACAUUGUGAACAACAAGUUUGUCCCAUCUAACAGAGGCUUUGACAAAUUGAAAUAUUUGGAUCUUGACAUGGAGAUGGGAGGAUCGGCAAAUGGAACUCUCAGCUCUCCCAGGAACAAGCCUAGCAAGAGCACUCUUUCACUAGGCCCGCCAACAAUAUACAACACUGUUGAUUUUGUGAAAACACAAGCAUUUAACCGCACAAGGCAAGAAGUUGAAACCAUGAGGCAAAAGCCUCAUUGAUAUUUCAUGUAUAAUUUUCGUCUAAAGAACUAAUGCAAUCUUGAUUAAUAGUGCCUCUAUAUAUUAUGUAUAAAAAAUGAAUCUACUUGUGCCUUUCUUACAUAGUUGUAAUAAUUUUUCUAUGAUUAUAAUUGCCUAUAUUUUUGUUAUCCUACUUAUUUCGCUCCCAUACUCAAAGCUUAGUUAAGUGAGAAUCAAGCAAAAUGUAACUCGAGUGUCAUUGUAAGCAAACGAGCUUUAUUUUUAUUUAGCCAUUUACUCUGGUGAUUACGAAUUAAAUCUUUAUGACUCCACUAUUUUCAACGCUGUAUUAUAAAGAUAUAUUUACUGGAUUAAAGAGAUAAAAUCAGUUUUAUAACA
Neocloeon triangulifer is the source of this 2471-nucleotide messenger RNA. RefSeq names its product GRB2-associated-binding protein 1 (gene dos). The transcript is spliced from 6 exons. The record is from RefSeq and is a predicted model, not a curated record. Bases 135 to 2111 code for a protein of 658 amino acids. NCBI's taxonomy places the organism in Eukaryota, Metazoa, Arthropoda, Insecta, Ephemeroptera, Baetidae.